Messenger RNA from Rhincodon typus (whale shark), 1124 nucleotides. It is a transcript of the gene psma3, whose product is annotated as proteasome 20S subunit alpha 3. The record is from RefSeq and is a predicted model, not a curated record. The coding region runs from base 156 to 923 and encodes 255 amino acids. Gene Ontology annotation, cellular component: synapse; proteasome core complex, alpha-subunit complex; nucleus. Lineage: Eukaryota; Metazoa; Chordata; Chondrichthyes; Orectolobiformes; Rhincodontidae. Gene Ontology annotation, biological process: ubiquitin-dependent protein catabolic process. The transcript is spliced from 11 exons.
CUUCAUACGGGGAAUCCGCAUGGGUCGAGCGCGGAAUAGACGCUGCUGAUUGGUGAAGCGGGGUGCAGGAUUUGUCCAGUCAGAAGGCGUGUUAUUGGUGGUGUGGAGAGGAAGGCUGAACGUGUGUUGUUGCUGCCGGUAAAGUUCGGUUCGGAAUGAGCUCCAUCGGUACUGGGUAUGAUUUGUCAGCCUCCACCUUCUCUCCUGAUGGGCGAGUAUUCCAGGUUGAAUAUGCAAUGAAAGCUGUAGAAAACAGUAGCACAGCUAUUGGGAUAAGGUGUAAAGAUGGAGUAGUGUUUGGAGUAGAGAAACUGGUCCUUUCUAAACUAUAUGAACAGGGCUCCAACAAACGCAUAUUUAACAUCGAUCGUCAUGUAGGAAUGGCAGUUGCAGGUCUUCUGGCAGAUGCACGGUCCCUUACUGAUAUUGCAAGGGAAGAAGCUUCCAACUUUAGAUCUAAUUAUGGAUAUGAUAUUCCAUUGAGGCAUCUGGCAGACAGAGUGGCAAUGUAUGUCCAUGCUUACACAUUGUAUAGUGCAGUGCGGCCAUUUGGAAGCAGCUUUAUAAUGGGGUCUUAUGAUCAAGAUGAUGGAGCUCAGAUGUACAUGAUUGACCCUUCAGGAGUGUCCCACGGUUACUGGGGUUGUGCAAUUGGAAAAGCUAAAGAAGCUGCAAAAACAGAGAUUGAGAAGCUGCAGAUGAAAGACAUGACUUGCAGGGAAGUGGUUAAAGAAGUUGCAAAAAUAAUCUACAUCGUCCAUGAUGAAGUUAAGGAUAAAUCCUUCGAGUUGGAGUUAAGCUGGGUUGGAGAAAUUACAAAAGGCAGACAUGAACUUGUACCUAAAGACAUCAAAGAGGAAGCAGAAAAAUAUGCCAAAGAAUCACUUGAGGAAGAUGAUGAAUCUGAUGAAGACAACAUAUAGUUAGUUUCAUUUACAACAUACAAUACUGUUUGAACCAGCUGCAUUUUCAAAACAAACGACAGUAUCAAGUUAACUUGUUUUCUAAUGUCUGUAAAUUUGAACUUUACAAAAUGCUGUAAAAAUGGAUCUGAAGGCAACUUAAUAUGCCUAUUAUCAGUGACCAAAAUAAAAAUCUUACCUGUUAAGUUAUAUUUAAAAAUA